Camellia sinensis is the source of this 1778-nucleotide messenger RNA. RefSeq names its product aspartyl protease AED3. Gene Ontology annotation, biological process: proteolysis. The record is from RefSeq and is a predicted model, not a curated record. Gene Ontology annotation, molecular function: aspartic-type endopeptidase activity. NCBI's taxonomy places the organism in Eukaryota, Viridiplantae, Streptophyta, Magnoliopsida, Ericales, Theaceae.
CACAGGCAAAACUCACACCAUAGCCAUGGGCACCUCAAUCUCAAUGCCUCCUCCACUUGUAGCCAUUCUCUUCUCACUACUACUAGUAACCAUUCUCAUUGUCUCAGCAAGCGCAGGCCAAGGCCCAAAGUCAGCAAAGUGUGAGGCAACACCGGACCAGGGCUCAACCCUGCGAGUGUUUCACGCGAACAGUCCUUGCUCUCCAUUGUUCAAGCAAUUAGGAGGAGUGUCAUGGGAAGAGAGUGUGCUUGAAAUGCAGAGCAAAGACCAAGCCAGGCUUCAGUACCUGGCCAGCCUCGUCGCAGGGAGGUCGAUAGUGCCGAUAGCUUCAGGGAGGCAGAUCAUACAGAGCCCAACUUAUAUAGUGAGGGCCAAGAUUGGCACACCACCUCAGACAUUUCUCAUGGCUAUGGAUACAAGUAAUGACGCUGCUUGGGUACCUUGCUCUGGUUGUCUUGGCUGCUCUUCGACCUUGUUUGAUUCUGUCAAGUCUACCACUUUCCAGACCAUUGGUUGCCAAGCUCCUCAGUGCAAGCAGGUGCCAAAUCCCACGUGCGAGGGCAGCGCGUGCAGCUUCAACCUAACCUAUGGCGGCUCCACCGUGGUGUCGAACCUCUCACAGGACACCGUAAUGCUUGCCACCGAUCCCGUCCCUGGAUAUACCUUCGGUUGCAUCCAAAAAGCCACAGGCAGCUCUGUGCCACCGCAGGGCCUUUUGGGCUUGGGUCGAGGGCCACUCUCACUAUUGUCACAGACCCAGAAUAUCUACCAGUCUACAUUUUCCUACUGCCUUCCUAGCUUCAAGUCUGGCAACUUCUCUGGUUCACUAAGACUUGGACCCAUUGGCCAACCCAAGAGGAUCAAGUACACUCAGCUAUUGAGGAACCCUAGGAGAUCAUCGCUCUACUAUGUGAACAUGUUCGGCAUUAGAGUCGGCCGGCGAAUUGUUAGCAUCCCUCCACAAGCAUUGGCAUUUAAUCCGAUCACCGGCGCAGGGACAAUUUUUGACUCCGGGACGGUGUUCACGAGACUAGUCCAGCCAGCCUACAUAGCGGUGAGAGAUGAGUUCCGAAGGAGGGUAGGUGUAAACGCGACGGUGACAACAUUGGGAGGAUUCGACACGUGCUAUUCGUUCCCCAUAGUGGCGCCAACGGUGACACUUAUGUUCACAGGGAUGAACGUGACAUUACCACCAGACAACUACUUGAUCCACAGCACAGCAGGAAGCAUCACAUGUCUAGCCAUGGCAGCAGCGCCUGACAAUGUCAACUCAGUCCUCAAUGUCAUUGCCAACAUGCAGCAACAAAACCACAGGCUCCUCUUCGACAUCCCCAAUUCUAGGCUCGGUGUCGCUCGUGAACUCUGUACCUGAGAUUCCCCAUCAUCAUCAUCAUCUCUCUCUCUCUCUCCCACUGUGUGUUUUUUGUUUUUUUAUUGGGAUCUUUUGUUAGAUGGUGAUUUGUGUGGUGCUAAUAGUAGUAAUAAUAGUAAGGUAUCUUUCGGUGUUGUUUGUUGGGUUUUUAUCACUUACUUUAUAUUUGUAGUAUUUAACCUGGAAUUGUAAGGAAUGGGACUAGAAGAAGGCGCAAGAGUAGAGUGUGUUGUAGUUUUGUGAUCUGUUGUGUCACGGGGCAGUCUCUUCCUUUUGUUACUUUCUCUAUUUUGAUUACUGUUUGUGGGUGUGGGUCGUACAAGGUCACGAGUUGCAUGCACGGACCCCAAAGUUCGAUCGCCAUCAAUGUCCAAAAUUUCCGAUUAAUAAAUUCAGAAUUUUACCA